Messenger RNA from Cannabis sativa, 1613 nucleotides. RefSeq names its product homeobox protein ATH1. The record is from RefSeq and is a predicted model, not a curated record. NCBI's taxonomy places the organism in Eukaryota, Viridiplantae, Streptophyta, Magnoliopsida, Rosales, Cannabaceae. The transcript has 4 exons. Gene Ontology annotation, molecular function: DNA-binding transcription factor activity, RNA polymerase II-specific; RNA polymerase II cis-regulatory region sequence-specific DNA binding. The coding region runs from base 1 to 1485 and encodes 494 amino acids. Gene Ontology annotation, biological process: regulation of transcription by RNA polymerase II.
AUGGAGAGUAAUAAUAAUCAAACCUUUAAUAUACCACAGCAAAUGAUCAUGACAAGCCGAAACUCUCUGCUCACAGAUGGGAUUUCACCUCAUUCUUCAGCCAUAAACUCCUCCUCCCUUGAUCUUCAGUCUUAUCUAUAUGAUCUUCAGUAUUACACAAGAGAUGACUCAGAUGAGGCCUCCUCACUUGGUGGGGUUGGCAAUAGUUCAAGUGCCAUAUGUAAUAAUAGCACUGGCCAUAAUCAUGGCCUUCAAGAAAAUCUCAACAACUUAGCCAUUUCGGUUCCUCAUCAAAUGUAUUCCUCAAAUGGUGUCUUGUCUGGUUUUGUUUCCACUGAAAACUACAACAACAACAACAAUGGUUAUGUUACUUAUAAUGAUCAGACUUCAGCAUUUCAUCAAACAUUUGAUCAAAAUGUAUGGAAUAGUAAUAGAAAUAAUAAUCACAUUGGUUCUUCAGAAUUCAGUAAUGAACUCUCUCUAUCUCUGGCCACAUCUCAGCCCUCUGUCAUCACAGGGAUGACUACUACAAUUCCAGGCCAAUGCUCUGCAUCUGCUAUGCCUACUGGAAACACUACCGAAACAAUGCUGGUUUCUGAACAAGCUUCUUGUAGUAACAACAGAGGUGAAAAUCUUUCGCCGAGUUUCGGCUCUUACAGACCACUGCAACUCUCACAAGUGAUAUUAGGAUCAAGAUAUCUGUCUGCAGCUCAAGAAAUACUUGCUCACAUUGCAAGCUUUUCGCUCGAAAACAUCAGUUAUGAUCAUCAUUAUUUGAGUGGUAAUUACUUGAUGAACUCUUGCUCAUUCUCAACAAUGUCACCAAUGGAUUCAACAUCUGAUGGUGGCAGCAUACUUGAAGGAGAAACUGAAUCCGAAACUCGCAGAAGAGUAACCGAAACAAAGAGAGCAAAGUUGCUGUCUUUACUCCAAAUGGUUGAUGAGCGUUAUAACCAAUGUAUGGAUGAGAUUCACACAGUGGUAUCAGCUUUCCACGCAGCAACAGAGUUAGACCCCCAAAUACACGCUCGUUUUGCUCUGCAAACAAUGUCUGUACUGUACAAAGGAUUAAGAGAAAGGAUAAGCAAGCAUUGGGUAGCCAUGGAAAUGGAUAUGGAGAAGAACAAGUGUUGUGUUACGGAGAAUGAAUGGGGAGUUGAAGAAGUGAAGAAGAAGAAGGAACUUCUAUGGAGACCUCAAAGAGGUUUACCAGAGAGAUCUGUGUCUGUUCUUAAAGCUUGGAUGUUUCAGAACUUCCUUCAUCCAUAUCCUAAAGAUACAGAAAAGCAAGUGCUAGCAAUGAAGAGUGGAUUGACAAAAAAUCAAGUAUCAAACUGGUUUAUAAAUGCCAGAGUUAGGCUAUGGAAACCAAUGAUUGAAGAAAUGUAUGCUGAGCUCAACAAAAGAAACCAAUCCAACAACAACAACAACCAAAGAAUUAGUAUCAACCACAACAUUAUUAAUCAAAUUCAAAGAUACAAUUAAUUAAUUAAUGGAUAUGAAAAAAAAAAGAAGCUAAUUUUUAAGUUAGAUAACAUUAUAAUUUUUAAUUAGGAUCGUUGUAUUAUAUAUUAUUGGAAUAUUAUUAUAAACUUAUUUAAUUUUAAAUUUCU